CAGACCUAAAAACAAUCAAAAUGUUCAAAUUGGUGGUGUUGUUCACUCUUGUAGCCGUAGCCACAGCCGUAGCUAAACCAGGAUACCUUGGUGGCCAUUUAGGAUACUCAGCUCCAAUCGUUCAUUCUGCUCCAUUGCCAGUAGCUGCUCACAGUGUUGCAUUCCCAGCUGCCGUCAGCAGCAUUUAUAGGAAAGAUAUCAUCAGCAAACCAAUCGUAACUUACACAGCUCCAAUUGUCCAGAAGACCAUCGUAGCUGCACCAGCUUUGGCCUACUCCGCCCCAAUUUCCUACGCUGCUCAUGUACCCUCUGUUCAUAGCUGGUAAAAA
This is a messenger RNA of Aethina tumida (small hive beetle), 329 nucleotides long. RefSeq lists its product as uncharacterized. The coding region runs from base 21 to 326 and encodes 101 amino acids. NCBI's taxonomy places the organism in Eukaryota, Metazoa, Arthropoda, Insecta, Coleoptera, Nitidulidae. The record is from RefSeq and is a predicted model, not a curated record. The transcript has a single exon.